AUGGCUCAAACCACGACCGACAACCUCCACCGCAAAGUCGAAUUACAGUCCUACGCAGACUUGACAUAUCUACAGCAGAACCUAGCAAAAGCAGCACGCGAGAAGCUGGACCUGCAUUUCCCUCCUCAACAUAGCGCGCGACAAGCAGCACCAGCAGACGUGAUCACGCUUGGAGGAGCCCCAGCAGAACCAGAAGCGCAACCAGGAGAAGACAAGGAGAACGAGCACGAAGAAGCCAACGAGGAUCCUCUACGCAAGCACGUCCGCCAUCUAGUCGAUUCCUUCCUUCAAGAAACCUUCAGCUCUGCAGCGCAUAGCAUCUCCAUUAACGGCAUCGAUGCCUCCUCACUCCCACAUUCACAGGUCCCAACGUGCUCGAAUCCAAGCUUCUCUCCGGACGAAGCGAUCUCGAAGCCACUAGAUUCCAGCGAGGAAAUAGAAGGAAUACACUACACAUAUGGCACAUUCGAUUCGAAGGCCGCCAAGCGAGUCCAGACACUAUACGCUGAACUCGAAACGCUCACGACGCAAGUCUCGAAACUGCGACGUGAAGCACCUAAAGCUUCGGCCGAUGCCUAUGCUGCACAACUCGAGGCAGCGGUAUUGGCCGACGACGAAAAUUGGAUUGCUGAGCAAGCACGUUUACAGAAAGAGAGUCAUCAAAGACUGGAGCUGGAUCCGUUACGAGAUGGCUGGAAUGAGGACGUGAAGGAUGUCUAUACACGUGGUGUGCAUGGGCUGGCUGUGCUCAGUGGUCUCUCACACGGCGAGGAGGGCAGUGGCCGGGAUAUGGUCAGUCUUACUGAGACGUUGGGCAAAGUGCAGAGAGCUAGAGGCGUGGCUAUGGAAUUUGAGUAA
This is a messenger RNA of Lithohypha guttulata, 858 nucleotides long. RefSeq lists its product as uncharacterized. NCBI's taxonomy places the organism in Eukaryota, Fungi, Ascomycota, Eurotiomycetes, Chaetothyriales, Trichomeriaceae. Gene Ontology annotation, biological process: mitotic sister chromatid segregation. The record is from RefSeq and is a predicted model, not a curated record. The transcript has a single exon. Gene Ontology annotation, cellular component: MIS12/MIND type complex; kinetochore. The coding region runs from base 1 to 858 and encodes 285 amino acids.